GGCCAGGCUGGGUUCGAUCGUUCAAUAUUCAUCCCUUGGUCGGACGAGAGCGCCCGAGAACAGUAGCUCGAGACGAGGGCACGAAUCGACCCUUCCUUCCUUUGCGUCCUCGCCCGCGGAACUGUUCGAUCGCGGCACUGUUCCACCAGAAGACGUACAACAAUAUUACCAGAUAGAGCAGACCAGAUCCUGACUGUCGUCGUUCGUUCGUUCGUUCGUUCGUUCGUUCGUUCGUUUGUUCGUUCGUUCGUUCGUUCGUGGUGAUACGCGGGGAGAAAAUUCGAUUGUUCUCUCCAUCUUUCGUCUAGUCGUAAAGAAUGGAGGGUAAAAAAGUCGAACAGUAUUACACUCCACCGCCGAAGCUUGGCAAAUGGGAGGGUUUCAGGGUCUUUGUAUGGAACUCCGAGACUGGACAGUUCCUGGGGCGCACAGGGGCUAGUUGGGCCAAAAUAUUAUUAUUCUACGUUAUUUUUUAUGCGGUACUGGCUGGUUUCUUCGGAGCGAUGUUGACAGUUUUCUAUCAAACGUUAGACCCGAAUGCGCCGAAAUGGCAGUUGGACAAUUCCUUGAUCGGGAGCAACCCCGGCCUUGGUUUCAGGCCCAUGCCACCCUCGAGCAACGUCGAGAGUACCUUGAUCUGGUACAAAGCCAGCGACGAGGGAAACUUUUUACACUGGACCAGAGAAUUGGACAAGUUCCUCGAAGAGUAUCAGAAACCAGCCACGUCGACGAACGGUGCCCAAAAAAGGACGAUUUGCGACUACGGUAAACCACCGGCCCCCGGCAAAGUAUGCGACGUGGACAUGUCGACGUGGGGGCAGUGCACGAAGAAGAACAAGUACGGUUACAACAAAUCCGCCCCUUGCAUCUUCCUCAAAUUGAACAAGAUUUUCGGCUGGAAGCCGGAAUAUUACAACGACACGAAGAAUCUGCCCCCCGCCAUGCCCACCGAUCUUCAAGAGCACAUCAAAGCGGAGGAGCACGCGAACAGGUUGGACACGGUGUGGGUCUCGUGCUCGGGCGAGAAUCCAGCCGACGUGGAGAACAUGGGCGCGAUUCAAUACAUUCCUCGUCGAGGUUUCCCUGGUUACUACUUCCCCUUCACAAACACCCCCGGAUACCUCAGCCCCCUCGUAGCUGUUUUCUUCGAGAGGCCUAAAUACGGCGUAUUGAUCAACAUCGAGUGCAAAGCUUGGGCGCACAACAUCAUCCACGAUAGAUUCGAGAGGCGUGGCUCGGUACACUUCGAACUGAUGGUGGACUAAGCCUCGUCCCGCCACCUUUUUGCAGCA
This is a messenger RNA of Apis florea (little honeybee), 1292 nucleotides long. RefSeq names its product sodium/potassium-transporting ATPase subunit beta-2. Lineage: Eukaryota; Metazoa; Arthropoda; Insecta; Hymenoptera; Apidae. Gene Ontology annotation, cellular component: sodium:potassium-exchanging ATPase complex. Gene Ontology annotation, molecular function: ATPase activator activity. Gene Ontology annotation, biological process: intracellular potassium ion homeostasis; potassium ion import across plasma membrane; intracellular sodium ion homeostasis. The record is from RefSeq and is a predicted model, not a curated record.